ACGCGGGGCUACCAGCUGCACCACAAUAGACCUUGUUGUGGGUAGGGCCUCUCCACGACCACUGAAUACAACACCCGACGCCCACGCCAAGCACGUGUUCUCUACCGUGGUGGAUAUAUUAAUAGCACACUCGACAAAGAGCAAGACCCUGCUCCUUAUGGAGCCUCCCAUGCGGGCGAGUCUGCAUCGGUUUCUGUGUAUUGUGGGGCUGGGCACGGCGGGAAGUUCUCCAAUGCGCUACAUACUGGACCUGAAGGCCGUCACG
This is a messenger RNA of Sphaeroforma arctica JP610, 265 nucleotides long. RefSeq lists its product as hypothetical. The record is from RefSeq and is a predicted model, not a curated record. The transcript has a single exon. Lineage: Eukaryota; Ichthyosporea; Ichthyophonida. The annotation marks the transcript as partial.